Messenger RNA from Mugil cephalus (flathead mullet), 2849 nucleotides. It is a transcript of the gene pck1, whose product is annotated as phosphoenolpyruvate carboxykinase 1 (soluble). The transcript is spliced from 10 exons. Gene Ontology annotation, biological process: gluconeogenesis; response to starvation; cellular response to dexamethasone stimulus. Bases 224 to 2098 code for a protein of 624 amino acids. Gene Ontology annotation, cellular component: cytosol; mitochondrion. The record is from RefSeq and is a predicted model, not a curated record. Lineage: Eukaryota; Metazoa; Chordata; Actinopteri; Mugiliformes; Mugilidae. Gene Ontology annotation, molecular function: phosphoenolpyruvate carboxykinase (GTP) activity; GTP binding; manganese ion binding.
CGUGUCUUGUGGGACAUCCCAGGGUAUAUAAGGAUCAAACCCUCUCCACAGCAGUCACAAGAAGGAUAAACAGUCCUAGACUCUCUUCAAAACAGGCAACAGGAAAUCACAGCCGAUGAGGCCGAGCUAAAGACUCUCUGCAAACAAACUACUGAAGUUUCCUUCUUGUCUCUUCUUCUUCUUUUCCUCUUCUAUCGCCUUUCUCGCUCCAGACCCGUCCACCAUGCCUCCUCAGCUCCAGUCUCAGAACCAGAGCGGCCCCAGGAUCCUGCAGGGCGACCUCAGCGCCCUCAGCCCAGCCGUCAAGGAGUUUGUGGAGUCCAACAUCACAUUGUGCCAACCUGACUCCCUGCACAUCUGCGACGGCUCCAAUGAGGAGAACUGCGCCAUCCUGACCCAGCUGGAAGAGCAGGGGAUGAUCAAGAAGCUGACCAAAUAUGAGAACUGUUGGUUGGCCAGGACCGACCCAAGAGACGUGGCUCGUGUGGAGAGUAAGACGGUGAUUAUUACCAGGGACCAGAGGGACACGGUGCCCACACCGAUCGGAGGUGGAGUCAGCCAGCUGGGCCGCUGGAUGUCCGCAGAAGAGUUUGACAAAGCAAUGGCUCAGCGGUUUCCCGGCUGCAUGAAAGGUCGUACCAUGUACGUGAUUCCCUUCAGCAUGGGUCCAGUGGGAUCCCCCCUGUCUAAGAUUGGAGUGGAGCUGACCGACUCUCCCUAUGUGGUGGCCAGCAUGAGGGUGAUGACCCGUAUGGGGAAAGCCGUGCUGUCCGCUCUGGGCAACGGCGAGUUUGUCCGCUGUCUGCACUCCGUUGGCUGCCCACUGCCACUCAAACAGCCCCUGGUGAAUAACUGGCCCUGCAACCCUGAGCAGACAUUGAUCGCCCACAUCCCAGACCAGAGACAAAUUGUUUCAUUCGGCAGCGGUUAUGGAGGAAACUCCCUGCUAGGAAAGAAGUGCUUUGCCCUGCGUAUCGCUUCACGCAUCGCCAAGGAAGAGGGCUGGCUGGCUGAGCACAUGCUGAUCCUGGGCGUCACCAACCCCGCUGGGGAGAAGAAGUACAUGGCAGCAGCCUUCCCCAGUGCCUGUGGGAAGACGAACUUGGCCAUGCUGUGCCCCACGCUGCCUGGCUGGAAGGUUGAGUGUGUAGGAGACGACAUUGCCUGGAUGAAGUUUGAUAACGAAGGAAAUCUACGUGCCAUCAACCCAGAGAAUGGCUUUUUUGGCGUCGCACCCGGAACCUCAGUCCAAACCAACCCCAACGCUAUGGCUACCAUCAUCAAGAACACCCUCUUCACCAACGUGGCAGAGACCAGUGAUGGCGGUGUGUACUGGGAGGGAAUGGACCAGUCACUGCCCAAAGGAGUCACCAUCACCUCCUGGAAGAACAAGACUUGGAGCUCCAAGGAUGGUGAACCAUGUGCUCAUCCCAACUCUCGCUUCUGCACACCGGCUGGACAGUGUCCCAUUAUUGACCCGCUGUGGGAAUCCCCAGAGGGAGUCCCCAUCGAGGCCAUCAUUUUUGGAGGGCGCCGGCCAGAAGGUGUCCCUCUGGUGUAUGAAGCUUUCAGCUGGCAGCAUGGAGUGUUUGUUGGAGCAGCCAUGAGGUCGGAGGCCACCGCAGCUGCCGAACACAAAGGCAAGGUAAUCAUGAAUGACCCCUUCGCUAUGCGCCCAUUCUUCGGCUACAACUUCGGCCAGUAUCUCUCUCACUGGCUGAGCAUGGCCGAUCGCCCUGGCGCCAAGCUCCCCAAGAUCUUCCACGUCAACUGGUUCCGCAAGAGCCCCACUGCCGGCUUCCUUUGGCCCGGUUUCGGUGACAACAUCCGCGUCCUGGACUGGAUGUUCAGGCGGGUGAACGGUGAGGCCGGCGCCAUGCCCUCGGCCGUGGGCUACCUCCCAUGCAGCCACUCCCUCAACCUCCAGGGCCUGCAGGGGCAAGUGGAUCUGGACGAGCUGUUUUCCUUGGACCAGGAGUUCUGGCAGAGGGAGGUGGAGGAUGUGAGGAACUACUUCACCACACAAGUGAAUGACGACCUGCCCAACGAGGUGGCAAGGCAGCUGGAGCUCCUGCAGCAGAGGGUGAAGCAGAUGUAAUGAGGGAAGAGUUGUUUAUGCAAUUCUGAACAGCUGUGUUGGUCGUUUUUUUUGUUUUGUUCAGCUUUUCAAACUGCUGGUCUGUAAUUAUGGAGCAGACUGUCGGCAAUACCAAAAAGACCUGAAGACCUGAGGCAUUCUGAAAAGGCAAGGUGAAAAAUGUAGAACAGAAUCUGAGUAAUUCGUGACAGGCCUUCCUAAUUAUGCUUCCUUUGAGGUGGAGCCUCUUAACCUUAAUGAAUGAAUUCUCCUCAUAAUUCUUUACCACAAUAGUUUCAUUUGAAAUUCUGCAUUGAUUAUUCUGUGGUUAGAAUUCUUUGAGAUUAUUCUUCAGAAAGUGUGUCUGUUAAAAUUUGUACUCGUAGGAAUAGUAGAGUGAACAAACAUUUCUCUGCUUAUACAGAGCACAGAGACCAGUUAAAACUACUGAAUCCAGUAGUAAAUGUUUCAUUUAUGUCCAUCCUUACACUGCUGUAGUGCCAGUAUUUUUAAACCGUUGUUCUGGUGAAUGGUUUUAUUUAAUAAUAACUUAUUGAUAAUGCACAUCAUGCUGUCAAUGCCAUGUGUAUAUGGUACAGAAAGAGUCCACGUUAGCUCAGCUCCAGUGUUGUGAAACCUUCCUAACAUGGAGGGAAUUAUAUGUUUUCUGUGGUCAUUGUCUGCCUUUAAUUUAUUUUUAUACUGUGUUAGCAUGUCUAGGUUCAUUUUUUUAACGUAAUCCUGUGAACGAAAAUAAAAAUAUUUGAAUUCA